AUGCCAAACGCUUUUGGACUAUAUGGCUCCUCUCCAGCUGGUUAUAAUCAUAAUUCUGCAACAACUGCAGGGAAUUCGAACUCUAAUGAGGAUCUCGGUUCCUCCCAAUUCAAGGAAAGUAAUGUAUACAUCACUGGACCACAGAGCGAAGGUUCGGCAGUGUGGGUGGCUGCACCUGGCCGAGACAUGACUAAUUUGCCCACUAGUUCAUUCUACAACCUUCCUCCUCAAGGUCCGCAUGUGACAUUUGCCCCGACUCAGACUGGCCACGCCACUUUCGCGAGCAUCUAUCACCCCGCUCAAGCAGUGACAGCUGCAGCAGUCCAUCCACUGUUGCAGCAAUCUCAAACAAUGGCAGGAGCAGUUGACAUGGUAGGACCAGGUGGAAAUGUUUAUCAGCAACCUCAACAUGCACAGAUCAAUUGGCCAAGCAAUUACUAG
Molecule: messenger RNA, 441 nt
Organism: Vicia faba (fava bean)
Lineage: Eukaryota; Viridiplantae; Streptophyta; Magnoliopsida; Fabales; Fabaceae
Source: the annotation of a GenBank genome assembly